AAAAGUUCGUUUUCUUUCUCUAAACCUUUCCAGCGAUGUCAGGCUACCCUCCGACGAGCCAAGGCUACGGUUACAGCUACGGCGGUGGAAAUCAACCUCCUCCUCCUCAACCACCUUACUCCUCCUCCGGAAACAACCCUCCUCCGUACGGAUCAUCACCAACCUCAUCUCCUUACGCUGCUCCCUACGGCUCAUCAUCAAAACCCCAAUCUUCUUCCUACGGCGCACCUCCUCCUUCUGCACCCUACGCUCCUCCUUCUCCAGCAGACUUCAACCCUCCUCCAAAGGAGAAGCCUUUCGCCGGUUACGGAGCUUCACCACCGCCCGGACCUUACGGUGCUGCUCCUCCCCGUCCGGUACAGUCCGGUCACGGAGGUUACGGAGCUUCUACGCCGCAAGAAUACGGCGGUUACGGUGGUGCUCCGCCGCGUCCUUACGGUGGAUACGGAGCUGCUCCGCCGCAAGAAUACGGCGGUUGUUACGGUGCUGCUCCGCCUCGUCCAGCUUCUUCAGGACACGGCGGAUACGGAGGCUAUGGAGCUUAUGGAAGUCCCUUUGCUUCUCUGAUUCCGUCAGGUUUUGCUCCGGGGACGGAUCCGAAUAUUGUGGCUUGCUUUCAAGCUGCUGAUCAGGACGGAAGUGGGUUCAUUGAUGAUAAGGAGCUUCAAGGAGCUCUGUCUUCUUAUCAGCAGAGGUUCAGUAUGAGAACUGUUCAUCUUCUUAUGUAUCUUUUCACCAACAGCAAUGCCAUGAAAAUAGGACCUAAGGAGUUUACUGCACUUUUCUACAGUCUUCAGAAUUGGAGGUCCAUUUUUGAGAGGUCUGAUAAGGACAGGAGCGGGAGAAUAGAUAUAAGUGAGCUGAGAGAUGCACUUUUGAGCCUCGGGUUUUCAGUUUCUCCUGUGAUUCUGGAUCUUCUUGUUUCCAAAUUCGAUAAAAGUGGUGGCAAGAACAGGGCCAUUGAAUAUGACAAUUUCAUUGAGUGCUGUCUCACUGUUAAGGGACUAACAGAGAAGUUCAAGGAGAAGGACACUGGAUACUCAGGCUCAGCUACAUUCACUUACGAAUCCUUCAUGCUCACUGUCCUCCCUUUCCUCAUCGCAUAAGGUUUCUUAUGUUGUUGUUGUAUGUUCCUCGAUGUGUGAAUGCUAUUGUUACAAGUUGCUUUACCGGUUUACAUGGAUUCCAAAGUUUAAGACAAAAUGUAAAAAACCUUGUGGUAUAAAAGAAUCAAACAACUCGUGUUAUGGCUGAGUAUUAUUAUUACAUCUUGUUUGUUUUUACAUAUAUAUAUAAAAUGUUAUGUAUAUACUCAGGCUCAUGUUCUGGCAUGUGAACAUAUAUUGAAG
This is a messenger RNA of Eruca vesicaria subsp. sativa (arugula), 1349 nucleotides long. The record is from the annotation of a GenBank genome assembly. Lineage: Eukaryota; Viridiplantae; Streptophyta; Magnoliopsida; Brassicales; Brassicaceae.